This is a messenger RNA of Sturnus vulgaris (Common starling), 1010 nucleotides long. It is a transcript of the gene OPRD1, whose product is annotated as opioid receptor delta 1. Gene Ontology annotation, cellular component: neuron projection; plasma membrane. Lineage: Eukaryota; Metazoa; Chordata; Aves; Passeriformes; Sturnidae. Gene Ontology annotation, biological process: G protein-coupled opioid receptor signaling pathway; neuropeptide signaling pathway. The record is from RefSeq and is a predicted model, not a curated record. Gene Ontology annotation, molecular function: neuropeptide binding; G protein-coupled enkephalin receptor activity.
CGUCAUCACCGCGCUCUACUCCGUGGUGUGCGUGGUGGGGCUGCUGGGCAACGUGCUGGUCAUGUACGGCAUCGUCAGGUACACCAAGAUGAAGACAGCCACUAACAUCUACAUCUUCAACCUGGCGCUGGCUGAUGCCCUGGCCACCAGCACCCUGCCCUUCCAGAGCGCCAAGUACCUCAUGGAGACCUGGCCCUUCGGGGAGCUGCUCUGCAAGGCUGUGCUCUCCAUCGACUACUACAACAUGUUCACCAGCAUCUUCACCCUCACCAUGAUGAGCGUGGACCGCUACAUCGCCGUGUGCCACCCUGUCAAGGCCCUGGACUUCCGCACGCCGGCCAAAGCCAAGAUCAUCAAUGUCUGCAUCUGGGUGCUCUCCUCCCUCAUCGGGGUGCCCAUCAUGGUCAUGGCAGUCACCAAGUCAAAAGAUGGUAUGGUCUUGUGCACUCUCCAGUUUCCUGAUCCUCCCAUCUACUGGGACACCGUGACCAAGAUAUGUGUCUUCAUCUUUGCCUUCCUGGUCCCCAUUUUGGUCAUCACCAUCUGCUAUGGGCUGAUGAUCCUUCGCCUGAAGAGUGUCCGGCUCCUCUCAGGCUCUAAAGAGAAGGAUCGCAACUUGCGGCGCAUCACACGCAUGGUGCUGGUGGUGGUGGCAGCCUUCAUCAUCUGCUGGACACCCAUCCACAUCUUCGUCAUCGUCUGGACGCUGGUGGACAUAGACAAGAAGAACCCCUACGUGGUGGCCAGCCUGCACUUCUGCAUCGCUCUGGGCUACACCAACAGCAGCCUCAACCCCGUCCUUUAUGCUUUCCUGGAUGAAAACUUCAAGAGGUGCUUCCGAGAGUUCUGCCUGCCCUUCCGAGCCCGUGUGGACCAGAACAGCUUCUCCCGUGCCAGGAACACCACGCGGGAGCACGUUUCCACCUGCACCCCUUCUGAAGCCCGCAACAAGCCGGCAUGACUAGACGUGGGCAGCCCCCAGCGGGGCUGCCGGGCACACGGGGGAGAUG